Papilio xuthus (Asian swallowtail) is the source of this 1256-nucleotide messenger RNA. RefSeq lists its product as uncharacterized. Gene Ontology annotation, biological process: proteolysis. The transcript is spliced from 9 exons. NCBI's taxonomy places the organism in Eukaryota, Metazoa, Arthropoda, Insecta, Lepidoptera, Papilionidae. Gene Ontology annotation, molecular function: serine-type endopeptidase activity. The coding region runs from base 30 to 1256 and encodes 408 amino acids. The record is from RefSeq and is a predicted model, not a curated record.
GUUAAGUUAUUUUAAGUUAACAUUACAUAAUGUUAUUGUUUCGUUUAAGCUACACAGUUAUUAUAUUUCUUGUAACUAAAAAUAUACAUUGUCAACGAAGAAUCAUUAAGGGUGAAAAAUUGGAGAAAUUAAAGAAUUAUUUGGUAUAUUUUAUACAUUCGGAUCAAUCGACGACAAGAUACAAUGGCUGGACUUGCGCCGGCGCUCUGGUACAUUCACUAUAUGUAGUUACAGCAGCAGCUUGUUUAGAGGAUGUUACUAAUCUUUAUGCUAUGGCUGGAUACGCGAAAUGGGUGCCGUACGAAGAUAUUGACGUCAAUAAAUGCACUUCUAACGUAAAAACUCAAAAAAAGAAAGUCGUCUACACUUGUAUUCCGAAAUCUUAUGAACUGGACUAUGCUAACGUGGAAAAGUGGUCAUCAAUUGACAUAGGAGUUGCGAAAGUUGAAAAUCGAUUUUGGCAACAUAAUGACUAUGAAAAAUUUUGUACUAUCAAACCAUUGAGAAUACCGAUUAAUUUCAACUCCGCGUAUCAAUCCCCGGGCAUCGACGCAAUAGUUGCGGGCUGGGGACAUCUCGAAACUUGGAGGAAACCAGGGGAUCAAAAAAUAUAUAUUCAAGAAUUUCCGCGAUACGCAUCAGUGCGUAUAAUGAACAAGAAGAAAUGCAAAGAGUAUUAUAAAGAUUAUCCCGAACUACAAAAAACCAUAGACAAACAUAUGAUAUGCACUAUGGAGAGCGGGAACGUUAACGCUGCCGGUGUCGUCAACUGGUCGCAUCCAGAAUUUAAAGAUCAAUGUACAGAGGAUGGUCAAAAUUGUCGAAGAAAUUUCAGUGAAAGUCCUCAUUGGAACAUAUCAAGUGUAAACGGUCGAAGACAAGGGAUUUGUCAAAAUGAUCACGGUGCACCGCUGACUACGUGGAUUGGUGGCAAAGAACAUCUCAUCGGUGUCGCGUCUGUAUUCCGAGUUAAUCAAGAAGGCAAAUGCGCAGGGCCGUAUCUAUUCACAAGUACACAGUGCAAUGGAGUUUUCUUGGACUGUGUACUUGAGGAACAUUUGUAUAAAGAUGUACACGACCAUUCACGAAGAAGAUCCAUAUGUCACCUGCCAGCAAGAGAGCGAGGUUUCGAAAUGAUACAUAAACAUAUAAAUUGGAUAAAUCAUACAUAUAUAAAAAGAAAAUCAAGAAAAGGACGCAGACAAAAAUUCAAACGAGUCACAAAACAAAACAUACAAAGGACAACAAAAAAGUAA